This is a messenger RNA of Cuscuta epithymum, 1056 nucleotides long. Lineage: Eukaryota; Viridiplantae; Streptophyta; Magnoliopsida; Solanales; Convolvulaceae. The record is from the annotation of a GenBank genome assembly.
AUCAUGUGUACGCCUUUGUAUGGUCUUAAACAGGCACCUCAGGCCUGGUUUCAUCGUUUCGGUGGGUUCUUAUUGAGUCAUGGUUUCUGUCAAAGUAAAUAAGAUUCCUCCAUGUUUGUCUACCGUUCUCGGUCUCAGACAGUUUAUAUUCUUCUUUAUGUGGAUGAUAUUCUACUUAUUGGUUCCUCUUUUUCGUUUGUUCGCUCCAUCAUUAAUACUUUAUCUCGUCAAUUUGCUAGGAAGAAUUUGAGGAAUAUUCAUUAUUUUUUGGGUAUUCAGGCUCGUCGUAACUCUCAAGGAUUAUUUAUUUCUCAGGAAAAAUACAUCACUGAUUUAUUACGCCAUUUUCAUCUACAUACUGUUAAGCCUGUGCGCACACCCCCACCUUCUCAUAUUACACUUUCUCUUACAGAUGAGGAGCUUUUAUCUGAUGGUACUGAGUAUCACAGCAUGAUAGAUGCUAAUUGGGCUGGAUGUCCUGAUAGUUCCCGGUCCACCCCCGGUUAUGCAGUUUUCUUGGCACGAAUCUUAUUUCUUGGCGGUCCUAGAAGCAACCGACGAUCUCAAAGUCCUUCACCGAAGCUGAAUACAGAGCCAUCGCUUGCACCGUUCAGGAUACCUAAUUUAUUCGGUCUCUUCUUAUGGAUAUGGGGAUCUUGAUUUCAACUCCAGUUCAACUACAUUGUGACAAUGUCUCUGCAUCCUAUCUAGCCGUCAAUCCUAUCCAACAUGACCGUAGCAAACACAUAAAGAUUGACUACCAUUUUGUUCGCAAACGAGUGGCUCAUGGAGAUCUCACAGUUAAAUAUAUUCCCACACAAUUCCAGCUUUUUGAUAUUUUUACUAAGAAUUUAUCUAGUUAGCGUUUUGAGCUUUUACGUUCCAAUCUGCGCGUUGUACCCCUGCACAGAUUGAGUGAGUGUAAUAAUGUAUUAUUGCUGGUUUAUUUUGUAAUUUCCUAAACACUUGAAUUGUUUUAUUAUAAAUACAUGCUUAGGGCUCCCAAUAAGGCAAGCCAUUAUUCUCUCAAAUAAUAUUUCUGUAUAGUCUGAUCUA